GGACUGUGAUGGUGGCCGGGCUGUGGAAUCUUGUGAGGCCAAAUGUUAAUGCCUCAAAAGAUGUCCUUUGGCCCCAACCGGCAGUAUUGUGGUUUUCUGGAUGGCAACAGAGGACCGGGAGAUGAUGGAAGGACGGGGGGCAGGAGAAAGCCCCCCAACCUUCCCCAAGAUGGUGCCUGAUGACCCCAUGUCCGAAGGGGAGUCAAGGGCUUCUUUGGCCCAGGAGGCAGAGUCCCCCAAGCCAGACUCGUCCUACGACUACCUUGAGGAGAUGGAAACUUGUGAGGACAGAAGCUGCCCGGGGCCACCUAAGUCACUGUCCUCCAAGGCCGGUCCCGCCACCACCAAGCGCCAGGCGGGCGAUGGGCCUGAAUGCGCAGAGCCGCCCCUGGCCCCAGCCACCGCGGGCCCAGGGACCCCGGGGCCCCAGCGAAAUGACGAGAUGGAGCUGGAGAAGGUGCGCAUGGAGUUCGAGCUCAAGCGGCUCAAGUACCUGCACGAGGAGACCGAGCGGCUGCGGCAGCACGCGACGCCCCGCCUGUUCUCGGGAGGCCUCCAGGACCUCCUGCUCCACCAGAACCAAUUCGCCAUGUUCCUGUACUGCUUCAUCUUCAUACACAUAAUCUAUGUCACCAAGGAGAUGAUCUUCUUUCUCUUCUCCAAGCACUACCUGUUCUGCAUCGCGGCCAUUUUGCUCUGUUUGAUUAAAACUUUAUGCGUGAUGCUGAAGACAGAGUGUAACAGAUCCUACACGUUACACUCAGCUUCAGCCCAAGCAAUUAAGCACUAA
Messenger RNA from Physeter macrocephalus (sperm whale), 790 nucleotides. RefSeq names its product transmembrane protein 247 (gene TMEM247). Lineage: Eukaryota; Metazoa; Chordata; Mammalia; Artiodactyla; Physeteridae. Bases 101 to 790 code for a protein of 229 amino acids. Gene Ontology annotation, cellular component: endoplasmic reticulum. The record is from RefSeq and is a predicted model, not a curated record. The transcript is spliced from 4 exons.